This is a messenger RNA of Daldinia loculata, 2343 nucleotides long. RefSeq lists its product as uncharacterized. Lineage: Eukaryota; Fungi; Ascomycota; Sordariomycetes; Xylariales; Hypoxylaceae. The record is from RefSeq and is a predicted model, not a curated record. The transcript is spliced from 6 exons. Bases 1 to 2343 code for a protein of 780 amino acids.
AUGGCUGAUGAUGAAGGAGCAAGUGAUUUCGCCCAGGCGACUCGAUUUAAUGGACUGUUUCAAGCUGGGAUGCCGAGCCCUAUAGCAGUCCUAACUGCUGAAAGAUAUCACUCAUCUAACCCGAUAUUCAAUGAUGAUGCUGGAAGCGCUCGUUGGGUAUGGGGGACUUGCUCUGGCGACAACAAAGUGACGAAACAGAAUUUCCCUAAGGAUGUAGCACCUUCACCAACAUCAGCAACAACUUCCCUAAGCACGACCUUUGAUAAGGAAGAACAGGAAAAAGUCAAACAUUGGCUUAGCAGCACAUCUGAAAGUACUCAGGAUCCGGAACUGCUCAGUCCCUUUACGGAUUUGACGUCGCCUACGGAUAGUUGUUCCCUUCAUACCACUGCACUCCAGCACACAACAGACGCAUCAGCAUCAACGCAAAGCAGCACUUCAGCCUCGUGUCACUCACGCGACAACCCUGCUAUUCUCCAGAGAGCAUCCCUUCGUAGGCUGUCGUCUCCGCUACCUAUUAUUCAGUCCGAAGUUGAACGCGCCCUUUUCAACAACUCUUCUAAGAUGUAUUCUACUCCUCAAGGAGGCCGCAGCGCCGUAGAGCUAGAAUUAGGCGUGGCUAGAGCUCGGGCGCUUAGCAGAGAACCUUUUCAUUCGCGAUCAGGAUCACGCUCUUACCGGGACGAGCCCAGUGAUGCUCCUCCGUACUACAGCCGUAGUAGAGGAAACAGUGCUUCAUCUAGCACAUACCAGCAACUCGGCAAUCCCGCCUCCCCGGAACGUGGACGCUCACUACAGAAUAGAUACGAAUUCCAGUCGAGUGAUGCCGAUGAACUCCUCUCUCCUGUGCCUGAGAGCGCCGGGGGCAACUUCCCCAGCCAUGUCACAACAGUAUCGGAUCUCAUUAACAUGCGCGAUGAAGAACCUCUUCAAAGAUCUCGAGACAUGUCCCGACACAAAUUUCCUCCGAAACCGGCUGUGUCUACUCCUGCUCGUCAGAAAGAGAAACGUCGUCCUGAACCGCUUGAUCUCAAGGAGGCUCACAGGUAUGGUGCGACGACCGGGAGGCACGCGAACAUCGAGGCCGUUCACAAUCCCAUCCCUUCAUCAGAGAAAGACCAGGGCUCUGACAAUGAUAGCCCCUCAGUAUACGGAGCUAGUACACCAUUUCACCUUUACGAAGAGCCCUCGGGCGACCCCUACAAAGCUGGAUUGGGAAGGGGUAGCAUUCUAAAGGGUUACUCUAAUUGGAUGGAGAAGCAACCUACGGAGGAGCGCAACCAUCCGGUCACACCUAUUUCAGAUGUCCCGGUAUCUCACGCUGUUUCUCGAGAGCACUCGCCCGAGAAAGGUAGUCAAGGUCUACCCAAAUCUCUCACCGUCAAUGAUGUUACUAGGGAAUACGGCGCACCGCCUUUUACACCGUUGACGCCGUGGCUUACCAAUGACAAGGUUAAGAAGGUGAAGAAGAAUCUGUUCGGAGAUAAAGGAUGGCUCGAAGAUACCGCCGCGCAAAAGAAACCUGAGCGCCCGAAGACUACGAAUGCGCGUUUCUUCGAUGGCAUGAAGAAGACAGCUCGAAAGAUUGCUGGGAUGGCGGACUUUAGAGUUGGUGCAUCCAGAGUGAGUGUUGCUCGUGAACUCAACAUCACCCUUGAUCCCCGUGAGCAGAGUCUGCUUUACUGUGAGCUAGAGUUCAUCCUGAGCAAUACCCUAAGUGGAUACAUCAACGGCCAACUGCACCUCGGACGCAUGAACCCGCACAUUCAUGCUAAGAUAGCCGACUCCUGGGCACAGAUGGGUCGUCCGAAGGUGAUUGGAUUCCGCUACGAUCUUGAGACCCAAAUCGACAUGAUAUACGCACACAUCGGCAACUUCCGAUUCCAUGGUCCGCACUAUGCAGACGGCCAUAUUGUCAAGGGCCUCCUAUACGGUAUGAAGAUGAACGCGCGCAACAUGCGGAUCCGCACACACUGCCAGCCGGACUCGGUCAUCGCGAAGCACAUCUUAGACUCCCAGGCGCUCAUGCAGCUGCUCAACAGCCCUCCCGAGUUACAGACUUCGCUGGCGGAAGUGUGCCAAUUCUUCCGGACUAUUAUCGAGGUCCGCCAGGAGAAGCAGGAGAAAGAAGAGGCGGCGAAGUCGUUCGUGGAGUACGCGCCUAACUCUGGCUUCAAACAUCGAAGUCAGGAUGAUCUGUCCCCUCCCAAGGGCAAACAUCCCGGCGAGUACCGCAUCAAGAAUCAGAUCAAUGUCCCGCCGAGACAGCGCGACUUUAGCGGCCCGAUUCUUGAGCCUAAGGUGUAUAACCCCUCGGAACAGCCGCAUGCUUUGACGAAGUAG